Molecule: messenger RNA, 2026 nt
Organism: Linum tenue
Lineage: Eukaryota; Viridiplantae; Streptophyta; Magnoliopsida; Malpighiales; Linaceae
Source: the annotation of a GenBank genome assembly
CAGAAAUGUUCGCCUUGUUUGGUUCCACUUCCAUACCCAAAACCCUUCCUCUAACUUGUAGGCUUUGUGUCCUACACUCUCCUCCUCUGCUUCUUCUAUAUAUACCACACCCAAUUCCUCACUUCCCAUUCAUUCCUUCCCCCUCCACCACACAACCCAAAACCCACAAACAACAAUGGCAUCAUCAUCCCCCACAUUACCCUCCACCUUCAUUCUCCUCUCUCUCCUCCUCCUCCUCCUCCUCCCUGCCCUCAUUUCCUCCUCCCCUGUCCACGACCCCGACCUCGUCGUACAAGAAGUACACCGGGCAAUAAAUGCGUCGAGGAGGAUGCUAGGGUACCUGUCCUGCGGAACAGGGAACCCAAUCGACGACUGCUGGCGUUGCGACCCAAACUGGGAGAAGAACCGGCAGCGCCUCGCCGACUGCGCCAUCGGGUUCGGCAAAAACGCCAUCGGCGGCAGGGACGGGAAAAUCUACGUGGUCACCGACCCGAGCGACAACGACGCCGUGAACCCGAGACCGGGGACGCUCCGCCACGCCGUGAUCCAAGACGAGCCGCUGUGGAUCAUCUUCCAGCGCGACAUGACCAUCCGGCUGAAAGAGGAGCUGAUCAUGAACUCGUUCAAGACCAUCGACGGCCGCGGGGCCAGCGUCCACGUGUCCGGCGGGCCGUGCAUCACGGUCCAGUACGUCACCAACAUCAUCAUCCACGGGAUCCACAUCCACGACUGCAAGCAAGGGGGGAACGCUAACGUGCGGGACUCCCCACGGCACUACGGGUGGAGGACCGUGUCGGACGGCGACGGCGUGUCGAUCUUCGGCGGGAGCCACGUGUGGGUGGACCACUGCUCCCUGUCCAACUGCAACGACGGGCUGAUCGACGCCAUCCACGGGUCCACGGCGAUCACCAUUUCGAACAAUUACAUGACCCACCACGACAAAGUCAUGUUGUUGGGCCACAGCGACAGCUAUACUCAGGACAAGAACAUGCAGGUCACAAUUGCGUUUAAUCACUUUGGCGAAGGUCUCGUUCAGAGAAUGCCUAGGUAACAAAAAUUAUUAUACAUGAAUUAAUCAAGUAGAAUUAAUUAAUUGUAAUUAUGGUUUAAUUAAUGUUGGGUUUUGGGAGCAGGUGUAGGCACGGGUACUUCCACGUGGUGAACAAUGACUACACACAUUGGGAAAUGUACGCCAUUGGAGGGAGUGCUAAUCCGACCAUCAACAGCCAAGGCAACCGAUUCGUUGCUCCUAAUAAUAGGUUCAGCAAAGAGGUGACGAAAUACGAGGAUGCGCCGGAGAGCGAGUGGAAGAAUUGGCAUUGGAGGUCGGAAGGGGAUUUGAUGUUGAACGGGGCGUUCUUUACGACGUCGGGGGCAGGGGCGUCGUCGAGCUAUUCCAGGGCGUCGAGCUUAGGAGCAAAGCCAUCGUCACUUGUGGGUUCGAUCACGGUGGGAGCUGGUGCGCUGACUUGCCGAAAAGGGUCGCGUUGCUAGCCCGAUGGUCAAGAAUUCUAAGAUAGAUGGAUGGAUGGAUGAUACGUAUACAUGAAUUAAUUGGGCCUCCAAAGUUGGGGGACCUUAUUUACUAGUUAGAAAAAGUGUGUGGGGUAAGGAAGGACCGGAAGGAAGGAAGGAGGGAAGGACUAAUUAUGAAGAAAUGGAGAAAAAGGAGGUCUGGAACAGUAAUUUUACAGCUUGGGGUUGGAGGGGGAUUUAUGAUGAAUGUGGUGGUGGGGAGUUGAAGGGGAUGAAAAGUCUUACCCUCUUCACAAGUAUUGUCGUUUGGUUUGUUCUUUUUUGGUUUAUUUUUAUUUUUGGGCCGGCUCGUUAAGCAGUUUGAUGUAACAACCUCGGCUUGUUAAUCUUAGGAUCCAUCCGAUCAAAAGGAUUCUGUUGUGAGGAAUCAGAAAUUGGAUAGAUUUCUAGGAAGAUUAUUGGAAAAAAGAACAAGUUUAGAAGUGUUGAUAUAUGUGUAAAGUAUAUGUUUAUAAAUUAAAUGUAGUGUUUUCUGAUCCUCCAUCUGCUA